Messenger RNA from Prunus armeniaca (apricot), 501 nucleotides. The record is from the annotation of a GenBank genome assembly. NCBI's taxonomy places the organism in Eukaryota, Viridiplantae, Streptophyta, Magnoliopsida, Rosales, Rosaceae.
AUGCUCAACUAUUCCAGCUUCUACAGCAACUUCGGCGUGGAGGACAGCGCCGAUGAUGAUCCAUCGCUCCCUUGGGCGAGGUCGAGCAUGCCGCGUUCUUGCUGUACUGGCUAUGCGAACAAAGUCACCUUGGAGUUCGCCCACCAGGCCGACUAUCUCGCGCAGGGCGGAAGGCUAGCACUCGGCCCAUUUCUCCUUGGUCAUAUCUACCGCAUGCUUCAUGACGUCGUCACGGAUGGGAUGAAGCCGAAGCACGGUGGUCCACUAUGGGCCUUCCAGUUCUGGCUGCAAGCUUACUUCCCAGAGCUGAGGGGAGCGACCAAUAUUGCCGACAUCGAGCCGUUGGCCAACGCAUUCGCCCGGGCCCCCAGGAAGCAUAACACCUCGACUUUCUGCUAUAAAUUUUCUACGGCUUGGUCGAGAGGACCGGGUUGCAGUUCCGGUGUGCCUUGCUCAGCCGUACCCUUUGUUCCUGGCGCACGACCUCUCCGUGAUUCUUGA